AUAUAAGUAACAACAAGGAAACUGAGAACAUCAACAUACAUAAUGAACUACAGUGGCAUGACAAAUUUAUAGGAAUUAUUUAGAACAAACAUACUACAAAACUAUUAAAGGUUGGUUCUCAUCAAGAAAGUGAAAAGGACCAAGUGUGGUGGCUUAUACCUAUAAUCUCAACACUUUGGGAGGCCUAGGCAGGAGGAUUGCUUGAGCUGAGGAGUUCAAGACCAGCCUGGGCAACAUAGCAAGACCUUGUCUCUACUAAAAAUUAAAAAAUAGCCAGGUACGGCAGUGUGUGCCUGUAGUCUCAGCUAGCCACUCAGGAGGCUGAGGUGGGAGGAUUGCUUGAGCUUGGGAGGUCAAGGAUGCAGGGAGCCAUGAUUGUGCCACUGUACUCUAGCCUGGGUGACAGAGUGAGACCAAGAAAGGAAUGAAGGGAAGGGAAGGGAAGGAAAGGGAAAGAAAAGGAAGGGAAAAAAGAAGGGAAGGAAGAAAAAAGACAACCCACAAACUUGUAGAAAAUAUUUGCAAACCACACAUCUGUUAAGGGACUUGUAUCUAGAAUAUGUAAACAACUCUUAUAACUCAAUAAAAUAAAGAUAAAUAACCCAAUUUUAAAAUAGGCAAUAGAUUCAAAUAAAUAUUUCUUCAGAGAAGAUAUACAGAUGAAUGAUAAGCACAUGAAAACAUGCUCAUCAUUAGUCAAUGAAGAAAUGCAAAUCAAAGAGAUAAAACUUCAUACUCAUUGGAUGGCUAUACUCAAAAAGAUAGACAAUAUCAAGUGUUGGAAAGGAUGUAGAGGCAUUGGAUCCCUCAUACAUUGUUGGUGAGAAUGAAAAAUGGUGUAGUAACUUUGGAAAACAGUUUGGCAGUUCCUCAAAAUGUUAAAAAUGAAGUUUCCAUAUGGCCCAGCAGUUCUACUUCUAGGUAUCCACCCAAGAGAAAUGAGAAUAUAUAUCCAUGCAAAAGCUUGCACAUGAAUGUUCCUAGCAACGUUAUUCAUAAUAACCAAAAAGUGGAAACCACCCAAAUGUCCAUCAACUGGUGAAUGGAAAAAUAAAAUGUGGUAUAUCUAAACUAUUGAAUAUUAUUCAGCAACAAAAAGCCAUAAAGUACUGAAAUAUGCUACGACAGGGAUCCCCAACCAGUCUGUGGCCUGUUAGGAAAUGGGACACAUAGCAGAAGAUGAGUGGCGGGCAAGUAAGUGAAUGUUCAUCUGUAUUCACAGCCACUCCCCAUGGCUCUCAUUACCACCUGAACUCCACCUCCUGUCAGAUCAGCCACAGCAGUAGAUUCUCAUAGAAGUAUGAACCCUAUUGUGAACUGUACAUCUGAGGGAUCUUGGUUGCAUGCUGUUUAUGAGAAUCUAAUGCCUGAUUAUCUGUCACUGUCUCCCAUCACCCCCAGAUGGGGCCACCUAGUAGCAGGCAACUGAGCUCAAGGCUCCCACUGAUUCUACAUUGUGGUGAGUUGUAUAAUUAUUUCAUUAUAUAUUACAAUGUAAUAAUAAUGCAAAUAAAGUGCAAAAUAAAUGUAAUGCACUUGAAUCAUCCCAAAACCACCACCCCAUCAUCCGUGGAAAAUUUGUCUUCCAUGAAACUGGUCCCUAGUGCCGAAAAGUUUGGAGACUGCUGUGCUACAACAUGGAUGAACCUAAAAACCACAAUGCAGCCGGGAGGAGUGGCACAUGCUCAUAGUCCCAGUUACUCCAGAGGCUGAGGCGGGAGGAUUGCUGGGCAACAUAGCCACCCCAACUCCAAAAACCAAAAAAAAACAAAGCCCAAACCAUUAUGCUAAGUGAAAGCAGUCAGUCGAAAAAGAUUACAUAUUGUAUAACCUCACUUAUAUAAAACGUCCAGAACAGGCAAACCUAUAGAGUUGAAAAGUAAAUUUGUAUUUGCUAAGGGCUGGGGGCAGGGAAGUUUGGGGGAGAAUGAAUGACUGCUCAUGGGUACGGGGUUUCUUUGAGGGAUGAUAAAAUUGUUCAAAAAUUAGAUUAUGAUGACGAUUGCAGAAUUCCUUAAACACACUUAAAACCAUUGAAUUGCACACUUAUUGAGCUUUAAGGUAGGUAAUUAUAUCUCAAUAAAACUUUUGUUAAAGUCAGUUCUGCCCUCAUUGGGAUUUGAACCCUCAGGCCUCAUCACCGUCACUCUCUUUCUUGGGGAUUCUUUGUAAGGACAGCCCUAUCUGUAUGUAGCUUCCAACUCGGAGAUGCUGUUCCAUACCACCAAAUAAGAAAGGAAAGAAGAUCUCAAAAUCCCCCAGCCCCAGCAUCUGUAAAGUAGAAAUUCUCCACCCUGGCUGUGCCUCGGGAUAGCGUGAGUCACUUUUUAGAAACUCCGAUUGGCUGGAGGCACAGGGAGCGCCGGCCCAAGCAGCUUAUCCAACGGCCAGGCCAGGACCGCGUCCCGGGAGCCCCCGCCCAGGCCUGUUCGACCCCUCCCAGCCUCGGUUCGCCGGGGCUGACCCGUCACCUGCCCCGCUCCGCGAGGCCAGGGAAGAAGCGUGGACGCCGCAGGAGCCGGGCUCCAUCUGAUCGUCACCCACAGCAAUGCGAAGCCUGGUCUUCCUGUCACCCCGCAGCACGGCUGCAGCAACCCAGUUCUCCCACACCCGGCCCAGCUUAUGGAAGAGGUCACAGGGAUCCUGCAGCCUUCAGAAGCUCAGAUUUAAGAAGUCUCUGCAGGAUACGGAGCAGGCAGCAGGUGUUGUCAGCGCACGAAAUAUAGAGUGGUUCCCGGGUCAUGAUGGGGUGUGGAGGUGGGGGAUGGGGGAAGAUGGUCCAGAAAAAGAGGGUGAAUUAAAGAGAGGGGCAGAUUUGGAGAAGUCUUUGGAGAGGAUCACUGGCCAAGUGGAAGAGGAGGAUGAAGAGCUCCCUGGGUGUGCUGCUGACCAAGGCAGACCUGGAGGAAGAGUCAAAGCAACAGUCGGCAAUCGGGGAAUUUAUGAAGACAUUGAAGGAAGGAGUUGACACGCGGAUUCAAUCAGAAAUUUCAAAGAGAGUAGAGUGAAAAGAAGGGUUUGGUGAAAAGAUUCAGGCAUUCCUGGUGGAGGUGACAUAGUGGAGCAGGACAUCUACCAGGAGUCCCGGGGCUAUGGUCCAUGAGCUUGGCCCUGGCGGAGUGAGGCCAGUGCAGCCUGGCUCCGCUGCAGGGGGUGCCAAGACCAGUCUGCCCUCUCUGGAACAAAAGUGACCUCAUUUCUCAGGUAUUGCUGGAGACUGCCGGCCAAUUGCCAAUUUUGGCUCUCCUCCACUCAGUGAAGAAGUGUUUGUCUUUGCAAAUACAGGAAGCGCUCUUUUUUGUUUUCUCCUUGUGCCUUUGAGGCUUUGCUGUCCAGGAGUGGUUUCUGGGGAGGGCCACCCCAUCCAAUGUCCCCACCUUUUUUGACCUGUGGGUGCUUUAUUUGGGAUGGUGAGAGCUCUCAUUUGUCCUGGGGGCAGUUCUCAGCUUAUAGGCCACUGAGGUCUUCAUAUACAACAGGGCCUUUUCCUUUUGUGAUUGGGCAGUCCCACCAACUGUAAAAUCAGAAUCAUCAGGAGGUAGAGCCCAAUCAGGAGAGAUAGGAAUGAAUGGCUCAGAACCAGUGUUUGGCACACAUGUAGGACAAGCAUUCUUCAUUGUGACUUAUUUUCUAAACAGCUGUCCGGAUUGUUGUCUCACAGGUUUUGGCAUUAUCUGACCCCCACAUCCCCAAUUCUGUCCUGCUACAGGCCAUAAGAUUUCAGGGGGACCAUUCCCAGGGUGGGACCUGUGAUUGAUACAUGAACUUCCUUGUCCCCCACAAAUCUCCACAGGGUUCGAACCCAGUGUUGAAUGAGUCUCUGUUUGAAAUUAUGUUAGAACCACCACUUGGGAAGGGCAGAGAGCAGACAGCCUCAACAGUGGUGGAGCCAACAAUGAACUUCUCAGGAGUGACCUGUGCUUCCUUCAAGGCUGUUUCUGUUAAGUGUAUCCUUCUAAGACCUGCAUUUCUUUCAAGACUGAUCCUGUCCAUUUUGUAGCCCAUUUUUCUUCAUUAACAAUAAAACCAAUUUUGAGC
Molecule: messenger RNA, 4038 nt
Organism: Symphalangus syndactylus (siamang)
Lineage: Eukaryota; Metazoa; Chordata; Mammalia; Primates; Hylobatidae
Source: RefSeq, a predicted model, not a curated record